Acanthaster planci (crown-of-thorns starfish) is the source of this 3258-nucleotide messenger RNA. RefSeq lists its product as uncharacterized. The record is from RefSeq and is a predicted model, not a curated record. NCBI's taxonomy places the organism in Eukaryota, Metazoa, Echinodermata, Asteroidea, Valvatida, Acanthasteridae.
AUGAGGUUGGCUGCAGGAAAUGGGACAAAACACUUCUGCUUUUACUACGAUGUACCCCAGGCCAAGCUCCCCCGUCAUCUCCAGUCAUGUCACAAGGAAGAAAGAGAAGUCAUCAAGAUCGCCUGUGAGCCCAACGCUAGUGUGCGGCACGAUGUAGAUCAGCAUGGCUACAUCCGUAACAGGUUUCAUGAAUUAGGUCGACUCGUCAUACAACUCCGAAAGAACACCCAGCAACCAAAUGCAUCACUCGAAUCAUUUGUCCAUCUGCACCACCUUUCUGAUAUUGUGAAGGCCGUGCACGAUAUUGCCGGCUUCAGGGAAGACAAACAGUUGUACGAUGUUCCGUCACUAGCGCUGAAGAUUGGUUAUUCCGUCAAGAAGUGUGCACUCGUCUUGAAAGGAAUUGCCCUAGAGUCCGGCCAAAAACACAAAGCGACAUGUGCGGAAGAGUUUCUGCAGUUGUGUGAACUGAAGUGGAAAGACCUUGUGUCCACACAUGCACACAGAACACUAUACCAAGGAAAAUGCAACAAAGUCGCCAUUCUCCCGACAAAUGCGGAUGUAGUCCACCUGUCGUUGUUCCUUCAUGAAGCUGGCAACCGGGAACUUCAACUCCUCCAGGGUGCUCGGGGCAGACAAAUCAGGCCAGUUUGGCAGAAAUUGAAUGAGGUCAGUCUGUGCUACCUUAUCAUGUUCAACCGAAGAAGGCAGGGGGAGAUUUCAAAGAUGAAACUUGAAGAUUUCCACAAGCACAGCACCACCAAACUGGAGGGGGAAUGCCUGUUGAGUGAUUUAGAAUGCCAGCUGUGCAAGAUGUUCCGUGUUUUCAAAAUAGUUGGCAAGAGAGGCAAAACUGUUCCCGUGCUUCUAAGCAAUGAGGCAGUAGCAUGGUUGAAUGCCCUUGUCGCCACGAGACAUGAAGCUGGAGUAGCCCAAGACAAUGACUUCUUGUGCGCAUGGUGUUGUUAUGACGGGAGAGGCCACAUUCGAGGGAGUCACUGUUUAAGAGCAUAUGCAGCUAAGGUUGGUCUUGACAAUGCAUCCAGCAUCCGGUCCACCAAACUCUGUAAACAUGUAGCAACUGCAUCGCAAAUUCUUGCAUUAAAGGAACAUCAGCUUGAAACUCUAGCCAACUACAUGGGCCACGAUCUGCGGGUACAUCGCGAAUACUACCAGUUGCCAGAUCGUGUACAGCGGGACACCAAACUGUCUUGACUUUUCCCGAGUUUGGAGAUGGGCAACCUGUCUUCCCAGCGCGGCAAAUCCUUGGACGAUCUGCAUGUAACUAGAGAAGGCUUCACCAGUGAAGAGGACAGCAGCGACAGUGUGGAAAGCAGUGACAGCAGUGAAGACUCCUGCAAUGAAUCCAUCGAAAACGGACAGCUUACUGGUGUUGCUGCUGCAUCACGAAGAAGGGAACCCUCUCCACCAUCGAGAUGAGUGAAGUGCCGUCCCUGGACUACAGCAGAGAAGACAGACGUCCAAGAAGGCCUGCGCAAAUUCUUCCAGUUGAGGAAAGUUCCUGGCAAGCUGGACACCGAAGCAGCUUACACUGUGGCGCUGCAGACCUGCACUUUGAGAAACAUCAAAGACUUUUGUCGUAACACAAUGAAGUUGUAGCCACACCAGCCUUUCUCUUGAGACAUCAUACCAUAUUGAUGAUGACCCAAUAGUAGUAGGGCAAUAACGCAACCUAUUUUUAGUAUGUGUUGUAUGUGUUGUCCUCGGUGUUAUAGGUUGCACUCAUAUGGACGAGAAGUCCUCCGUCUGAUAGUUUGGAAAGUAUGCCCUCCAUCCGCAUUGUUUACAUGUAUGUGUGUCUGUGUGUAUGCAUGUAUGUAUGUAGUGUUUCCUGUGACAGAAAUUGGGUUCUAUUUUAUAUUAUGCUUGAAAGAAGCCAAACAAGUCCAGAAUUGUAGGACUUUGAUUUGUAUCUCACUAAGACCUCCCAAAUCUCUCUGGAGGCAGAAAUAGCAGAUACCUGGAGUAUAUACUUUAGAAACAUUUAGUAAAUUUAUUAAGUUUUCAGAAGUAAAUGCUAGAUUUUAAUUGCGUGUUUAACAGAGAGUUGAAAUUAAGAAAUGCGAGAUUAUCAAGUUGAUUAGACUAAUUACUCAAAUGUUGUUGGUAUUUCAAAAUACCAUUUUGAAGAGUGUGUAAUUUAGUAUUCUCUCACUUUCUCUAAACUGUUUGGAAAUAUGAAUUUGUUUUCCUUCGCCACUUUUCUUAGAAAACUUUGUAGAGUUUGACUCUGCAUUUUUAAGUUGCUGUGGAGCCUAGUACCUCAGUACGUUGGACCAUACUUGGCCCUAGGAUGAGUCAUCCAUUCCAGGAACAGGCAAUGGUAUGGGUGCCACCAACCUACUUAGGGAUCCUGCAUAACAAAUUUGCAUAACGAUUUCAAGGAUGACUGCAUUCUGGGUGCUUGUUGGCAGCCACAGCAUGCCGACAGAAUCACAGACACUCAUCUGGUAUCGGCAAUUUUCACUAUUAAAAGGCUUUGACUUAAACAGGUUAAACAAAAACGUGGAGUUGUCACAAUAGUCCACUUACAAGAAGGCUUUUGGCUCAAGAGUUGAUACAGAAGGCCCACUCUCCAAACUUUUUCUGUUACUGUUUAUUAUUUCUGUAUUCAUAAAGGAGGCCUGCCGCCUGGCAUGUGUGUACAUUUUUUACGGCCCUCCCAGCUUAUCGAACCACAGUCAUCAACCCCCCCUCCUGAUCCUCCAUGCUCAACUGUCGACAUACCAAUUGCCGAGACAUAAAAAAAAAAAAACUAGAAACCAAUCAAAAUAUCAGUUGAACAUAUUCUUAAUUAUCAUUGGUCGUAAAAGUUGAAGCCAGAUACCCCUAUUAUCAGGUAAUUUAAGGAAGUGUUAGUCAUUGGCCGGAAACAAAACUCUGCGGUCACAAUGACAUCAAUUAUUACCUUCCCUUACUGUGGUUGGCACUUUUGACAAACAGGUAGAGAGGAGACAAACCAGUUAAAUUACCAGAGGGCCCCGAAUCAUUGGGUAUUAGUUUUGGCCAUGCUGAAAUUAAUUCCUCAGCCUCGGAAUAUUUUUCCCAGGCUCGAUUUUCUUUCUAGCCUUGGAAUGUUUUCUCACACUUUAAGAAACUCAGAUUUGCUUUUCUGGGACUCAAAAUACUUUCCAAAGAAAGAAUGUUUUCUCACACUUUAAAAAACUCAGAUUAGUUUUUCUUGGACUCAAAAUACUUUCCAAAGACUCAGAAUAUUCUAUCUCAGACCUGGGAAUA